AUACUAGUAAAAUUUAUCUACUUCCGUUCAUAAGAUUCACUCAAUGCAACUUUUUUAAUGUCAUAAUAAAAGGGCUAAUAUAAAAGAAACUGUGGACAGCAAAUAAUGUGUUAUUUAUAUUUAUUGAAUUCUAUUCAAGAAAAUACAAAAAAAAUGAGAGAUAACUGGUUGAGUUAAAUACCAGUGAUUUGAUUUUAUUUAUAUUUACUUUUCGAUUAACUCUCAGCACAUGUUUAUUAAUCAUGAGUUGGGACUGGGAAGCCUUGUGUGGAAACAGUUCGAAAUUUACUGUUUGGAAAGGUGACGAUUUUGGAAAAUGUUUUGAACAAAUGGCUUUUAAUUUGCCAACAAGCUUCUUCAUCUUGAUUAUAACUGCAUUUCAUCUUGGCAAAAACUAUGGAACAGCAGUGAGAGGAAUCAUACCCUGCAGUCCAACUCUUCACAUUCGCUUUUAUAUAUCGAUGGGACUAUUUAUAUGUCCUCUAAUUAACACUCUAUUGCUUAAAUUUUAUUUGAAAAUUAAUAGUCCAUUGAUUUCAAUGAUUUCUUCAACAAUCAGCUGUGUUACUUGGUGUCUUCAUAGUUUGUUUGUAUGGAAAUUAAGAAGAUAUUAUAGAUUGAAGAUCAGUGGACCAUUUAUAAUAACGAUAGGAAUUAUUUUAAAGUGUGCCUUUUACGUAAUUAAACUUAGAAGCGUAUUAAAGGAAACUGACAGUUUUACAAUCGUUGAACGGUAUAUUUCUUAUGUGCAAGCGUCCUUAAUUGCAAUAUAUAUUUUGACUCUGAUACCGUGUCAAAGACCCUCAAUUAGCUCUGGAAUACAAGUCCGUAUACUUAAUGACAGUGAAACAAGUUAUUUCGAUAAUGACAAUGAUAUUUGUACUAUGGUGCUAGAAAGACCUCUUGCUCCCCUCGGGAGAGCGGAAGAAAAUUGCUCAGUAAUUAGCAGAUUAACGUUUCACUGGGUUCAAUCUUUAAUGGCUCGAGGGGCUUCAAAGAAAAUUGACAACUCGGAAAACUUAUUUGACCUUCCGGAAAAGAUGACUGCAUCUUAUGUGGAGGAGUACUUUAAGGAAAAUAGUAGGGGAAGAAAUAACGAUAAAAGAUCCCUUCUGUCCAACCUAAAUCGUACUUUUGGCAAAGAGUUUUACCCAUUAGGUUUAUUAAAAUUUUUUGCAGACGCGCUGGGCUUUUUGGGUCCUCUUCUUUUAAACUGGUUAGUGAUUUUCAUGGAAAAACCAAAUGAACCCAGAUGGCAUGGCUAUAUCUACGCUGCGGGGUUGUUCAUUACGGCCUUCCUUACCGCCUUAUUAACAAGUCAUUUUAAUUAUCUUGUUACCGUUGUGUCACUAAAAAUGAGAGCUUCAUUGAUAUCUUCAAUUUAUGCAAAAUCUUUAAAAACUUCAACAGUUUCACUAUCCAAAUUCAACACUGGUCAAAUAGUUAAUUAUAUGAGUACAGAUGUGGAUAGAAUAGUCAACUUUUGUAUAAGUUUUCAUCAAUUUUGGAGUUUACCCUUCCAAAUCGCUGUUUCGCUAUGGCUUUUAUAUCUACAAGUUGGAGUUUCCUUUCUGGCAGGUUUAGCUUUCGCCAUUUUAUUGAUACCUAUCAACAGAUAUUUAGCCAAUGCCAUAGGAAGAUUAAGUAACGAUAUGAUGAAUCAUAAGGACGCAAGAGUAAAGUUGAUGUCUGAAAUUUUACACGGUAUUCGAAUAAUUAAAUUCUAUGCUUGGGAGGAUAUUUUCUCAGAUAAAAUUAAUAAUUUACGAUCAAAGGAAUUAAAGAGCCUAAAGGGGAGGAAAUACUUGGAUGCUUUUUGCGUUUAUUUUUGGGCAACAACACCAGUUUUAAUUUCUAUUCUAACAUUUACAACUUAUGCUAUAUCCGGUCAUGAGCUGACAGCCGCUAGGGUUUUUACAAGCUUAGCUUUGUUUAAUAUGUUAAUUAGUCCAUUAAACGCAUUUCCCUGGGUGUUGAAUGGUUUAAUGGAAGCUUGGGUAUCCCUGAAAAGAGUUCAACAGUAUGAUGAUUUAGAAGAGAAAAAUUGGAACAAUCACUACAAUUCAAAGCACAAUGAUUCGACAGAUAUUAUAUCAGUUGAUAAUGCAACAUUCAUAUGGAAUAAGCCUACAGAAGAAGAAGAGACCCUAUUAAAACUCAGAGAUAUUUCACUAAACAUUAAAAAAGGAAGUUUUGUUGGUUUAACUGGACCAGUUGGCUGCGGUAAAUCAUCCUUAUUCUCAGCUAUAUUAGGGGAAAUGGAAAUGAUCAAAGGUCAUUUGUCUUUUUCACCCGAUAUUAAUGGGAUAUCAUUGCAAACUCAGGAAGCUUGGAUUCAGCACGGUACUGUACAACAAAACAUCUUAUUCGGGAAUGAGUUGGACGAUCGAUUCUAUCACAGAGUUCUCGAUUCUUGCGCUCUUCUUCCCGAUCUCGAAAUACUACCAGCUGGCGAUGAAACAGAAAUUGGAGAAAACGGCGUAACGUUAAGUGGAGGACAAAAGGCACGCAUAUCCCUUGCCAGAGCUAUUUAUCAAAAUAAAGACGUAAUUUUCAUGGAUGACCCAUUUGCAGCAGUCGAUUCUCAUGUUGCUAAACAUAUAUAUUCAAGUUGUUUAAUGGGAUUAUUAUCUGGCAAAACAAGAUUUUUGAGUACUCAUCAUACAAAAUUUUUACGCAAUGCUGAUGUGGUUAUAGUAAUGAAAGAUGGAAAGAUCGAUAAAAUUGGAAGACCUUGCGAUGUGCUACAAGAUCAAACAGCUAUUCCCUCUUCGACAGUUUGCAAGAAUACGCAUAAUGCAAACUACGGAAAUAUGCAAAACAACAAGGAGAAUGGCAUUCUAGUUAAAGAGGAAGUCAAAGAAAAGGGAACUGUUCGUCUUUCAGUUUAUUUUCAAUAUUGGAAGGCAGUUGGUACUAUAUUAGCAUCUUUCGUUAUGCUAUCACUAUUCCUUAUGCAAGGUAUUCUACAUGAUAAUUUCGAUAAGAUAGAUUCUCAUGAAAGCUUAAUGUAUAUUCCUUUUCUGAAGCAUCAAAGAAUGUCAAUGAUUGGUGGCUUUCGUAUUGGGUUACGCAUACUAAAGGCAAUGAUACGGAUAGUAUCUCUCCUUUUCACGAAAAUAGAAUUAAGGAAGAUAAAAGUACUCUAUAUCUCUUAGCGUCUGGAUUGCCUCAUGACGUCUAUAGGUUGUUACAAAAAGUUUAAUAAUUAUUAAUUAAGUAAUCUUUAUCAAUAUAAACAAAUAUGUCCCAGAACUAGUAACUUUUAUUACUUGAGAAAUGACUUGGAGAAGCAUGGAAACGAAACGCAUGCAAAUGUAAAAUUCUAUCUAACCAUAUAUGGAAUAUUAGCUGGAUUUAAUACUCUAUUUACGCUUGCCAGAGCGUUUCUAUUCGCAUAUGGUGGUAUUCAAGCCGCAAGAGUAUUGCACAAUCGUCUACUAAAGAGUAUAUUAGCGGUAUAGUAUUUUGAUUAAAUGUAUAGCUUUUAAAAAUAACUAUUACACAGGCAUCGAUAAACUUUUUCGACACAACUCCCGUCGGUCGGAUAAUAAAUCGUUUCUCCUCUGACAUCUAUUCGAUAGACGAUAGUUUACCAUUUAUUGCGAAUAUUCUCUUGGCGCAAAUUUUCUCUUUAAUCGGUACUCUUGUGAUAACUUGCUACGGAUUACCUUGGUUUGCCGUUGUUAUUUUACCUAUUGCUGUAAUAUACUAUACAAUUCAGGUUGUUUUUAUUUACAUUUUUCAAUCGUGAGUAUCAGAAACAUUUGAUUAUCUUUUUUUAGAAAUACUACCGACAUACUUCGAGGGAAGUUAAGCGUAUUACAAGUGUAACUUUAUCUCCUAUUUACGUUCACUUUUCCGAAACUUUACGUGGAUUGAGUUUAAUUAGAGCAAUGCGUCAUGUUUCAAGGUUUCAAGAGGAAAACAGAGAAAAACUUGACAAAAAUCAACAAGGAAGAUUAUCUAUGGCAGCCGUCUCUGUGUGGCUUGGAUUUAGAUUACAGUUAUUAGGUGUUGCAAUGUUAACUUCAGUAGCAUUAUGUGCUGUUCUACAGCACCAAGAGAAAUCCUCUCAACCAGGAUUAAUUGGAUUAGCUCUUUCCUAUGCUUUAGCAGUCACAAACAUACUAAGUGGAGCCGUUACUUCAUUCACUCAAACGGAACAGGAACUAGUUGCUGUUGAGAGAGCCUGUCAGUAUAUAGAUAAUGCUGAUGCAGAACAAGAUCCAAUUGAGACAGAUGAUGUUCACCAAGAUUGGCCUUCGCAAGGAUCUUUGAACUUUGAUGGUGUCUAUGCUAAUUACAGAACCAACUUGCCGGAUGCUAUCAAGAAUGUGUCAUUUUCUAUAAACAGUGGAGAGAAAAUAGGUAUAGUGGGAAGGACAGGAGCUGGAAAGUCGUCUCUCUUCUUAAUUCUUUACAGACUUUUAGAAGUUCGUAGGGGUAUCGUAACUAUUGACGAUGUGGAUAUAACUAGCAUAAGUAGACGGAAACUACGAAAACAACUAAGUAUUAUACCUCAGGACCCAUUUCUUUUUAGUACAUCAGUUAGAGAUAAUCUGGACGCGGAAGAACGCUUGACUGAUAGUUCGCUCUGGGAGGUUCUGGAGCGUUGUCAACUUAGUUCUGUUGUAAAAAGGCUUGGAGGUUUGUCUGCCGAUGUUGGUGAAGGUGGAAAGAACCUUUCCGUUGGAGAGAAGCAAUUGCUUUGUUUGGCGAGAGCUUUAUUAACAGAUUCCAAAAUUAUUUGUAUAGACGAGGCCACUGCUAGUGUUGAUAGUGAAACGGAUCUAAUUGUUCAUUCAACUCUUAGGGAAGAAUUUCAUAAUCGUACCAUAUUGACAAUUGCUCACAGACUAGACACAAUUAUGAAGUCUGAUCGAAUUUUAGUUAUGGAUAAGGCAACCGUCAAAGAAUUUGAUAAACCUCAAACUUUAUUGAAUAAGCCUAAUAGCCUAUUUUCUGGGCUGUUGCAAGGUCGCUCAACAUUUAAAAAUUGAAAUAACUGCAAAAUUAGACUGCUUUACUGGAUAAAUCUAUAUACUAAUAUAUAUACUUGCAACCUUUCCAAAGAAAACAUGUGUCAACAGAAACUGAUUUUCCAAUUGCUUUUGUAUAAGCUAAUAGAUUUGCAUCAGCAAUAUACAGUAUAUAUAAAUCUA
Messenger RNA from Dimorphilus gyrociliatus, 5165 nucleotides. NCBI's taxonomy places the organism in Eukaryota, Metazoa, Annelida, Polychaeta, Dinophilidae. The record is from the annotation of a GenBank genome assembly.